Messenger RNA from Dermatophagoides farinae (American house dust mite), 2826 nucleotides. The record is from RefSeq and is a predicted model, not a curated record. NCBI's taxonomy places the organism in Eukaryota, Metazoa, Arthropoda, Arachnida, Sarcoptiformes, Pyroglyphidae.
CAGAUUAUGAGAUUGAACAUUUAAUUUUUUCCAAAUAGGGAUAAACGGGUCCACAUCGGAAAAGUAAAACCCUAUCAUUCUAAUUAAUUCCUGAUUUAACGUAAUCAUUAAUUAAAAUUUCAAAACGCAAAAUGGAAAUCUGCAAAAUCUUCAUUUUUUUUCUCCUUAUGAUAAUCGGGGGAUUUGUGAAUAAUGAAAGUUUAAAUUAUCCGAUUAUUUGGAGAGAAUCAAACCACGAUAUCUCCACGCAAUUGAUAAAAGCGGAUAUUCUGAUCCAUCUAGGAUCGCCAUGUGACAUCUUGGAACAGAUUAAAAAAACAAACGAUUCGAAUAUUCGGAUUCGCAAAAGGCCGGCAUAAGAUGUUGCUUUUUCAUUUGGAUAUAGAUAAUCCAAUCAAAUGGAAAACCAAAGCCGAUUCUAUCCCGUCUGUCCUGAUGGUGGAAAGAUCUUCAUCUCUAAAAGCCAAUGGAUUGAAAAUAAUUCUUGAACCCAUGUUCGAGGAUCUGAAACUCCUUGCGCAAAAUGGCAUCUAUUUUCCAAAUCACAACACUACCUUGUUGGUUCAGUUAGCUUAUGUAAUUGGUGACAACCUUUCAGUUGCUGAGCUACUAGGUUUUAAACGAACAUUUGGAAAAUACUUGACAUGCAGAUAUUGUUCCAAGUGAGGAAUGAUUUCUGUCACAUCAAUUUGGAGAACAACAUUCCGAUCAACCAAAAACCGUAUCGUACAGCAGUGGUGGAUCAGAAACGAAUCGACGCCCAGAUUAAUGAUCUAUUAGAUCAAAAUCUAAUUCGAAGAUCUACUUCGGAUUAUUCAUUUCCCGUGGUUCUAGUGAACAAGAAAGACGACGGCGAGAAAUCAAGAUUAUGCGUCGACUUCCGAAAACUGAAUACCAUCACCAUCCCGGAAAGAUACCCCAUGCCAAACAUCAAAGAUAUCGAGGACCGACUCCUAGGGGCUAAGAUUUUCGCCACAUUGGACAUAUCAUCAGGUUUUCAUCACAUACCGGUAGCCGAAGAAGACAAGCGAAAAACAGCCUUCGUCACAAUGCAUGAACACUUCGAAUGGAAUGUAAUGCCAUUCGGACUGAAAAACGCUCCGGCGAUUUUCCAGAGAAUAGUGUACAACAUACUAAAAAGAAACGGCCGACAAAAUUCGCCAAAAAUUGGAAUCCAAGUUAUACAAAAUUCUUACAUUUUUGUUUACAAACGACAAAAUCGUAUUGCAGAUAUGGCCCCACUAGAUUUGCCAGUGGAACAUAACCUAGCGGAUGAUGGUGAAAUCAACAACCAUAACAAUGGUGAAAUCAACAACCAUAACAAUGGUGAGAUCAACAACCAUAUCAAUGGCGAGAUCCACAACCAUAUCAAUGGUGAGAUCAACAACCAUAUAGCCCAAGAAGAAGAACAACGACGGUUCGAUCAUUGGGCUGCACGUUAUGUCGCUCAUAUCAUAUACUGGUUUCAAAAUGGACCUCUUUGGAUUCGAGAAGAUGCGGCCAGGAGAUUAGGCCUAGUUACGGCACAGAAUCCUCGGAUGCGUGAGCUUCAUGAAGUAAGACAAUUCCACGUCUUCAGGAAUGGGGUGGUUGCACCCGAGUUCUGGGAGCCAGUUGAAAUGGUGAAUGGUCAUAACCCUGCGGGCGAUAACCCUGAACAUGUCGAGAACCAUAACGGAGAACAAUGAUUAUUAUGGUGGAUGAAUAGUGGAAAUCAAAGAAAUUGAUAUGACCAUCGACGUGGAUUCGGAGGAAAUAGAAGAAGUCGUGAUUUUCCUAUUUUGUGAUAUUCCAUAAGAUUAUAUUUUUGUUUACAUUUUCUUUUGUGGUAUAUAUUUUUUUUUACACGUAUUUUUUUUUCUUUUAUCCACAUCAUACAGACAUAUUUUCGAUAUUUUUUUUCCUUAAGAAUUACUUGUAAACCAAAUUGAAUCUUUAGAAUCUGUAUUGAAUAUUCUGAAUCAUCUUGAAAUAAAAGAAAUUAUUUUGAAGCCCCCCUUUAUUGAAUUCGUUGAAACGAUUUUUCUCUAUUAUUAACGAAGUUGGCGAAUUAAUAUCCAUUUCCAGUGUCAUGAGAAUUCCCCAUUGCUGCACCCUAGAAUCCUGUAUUGAGUGACAUUCACAAAUACAGUGAAAUCUAGAAAGGGUAGACGUACAUGACAUAUAUGUGUGUGUCUUUUCUUCAUUAAUGUCAGAAUUUUGUCUAAUGAAAUUGACCAAAUUAAAACUAAUAAGCAAUAUAAGAGCCCGUUCGGAAUUGAGUUUCCGUCCCCGUUUCUGGAUUUAGGGAUGAACAUUUUCAAGAUAUCACCACCCGAUAUCUUUCAUGAUUUUUUGGAAGGUGUUCUUCCCGACGUCGUGCAAGUAAUCGCACAAAAAUCAGGAAUAAGAAAAAAGAAUCUAAUUUCCCGAAUCAAGCAAAUAAAAUGGGUCAAUGGCCCAGUUUCCGUUAUUAACCAAUUGGAAAUAUGCGGAAAUGCUGUCCAGAAAUUAGAGUUCUUUUUCAGACUGAUUGAAAUUUAUCCAGAAUGGCUGAAUAAUCCACCAAACAUUUUUCCACUUUACGAGGUGGUUCGAAAAACAGUUUUUAAAAUCUGUUCUCCAUCGAGCAUUUAUGAUUAUAGCCUCUUUAGAUCAGAGGUGGAAAAAUUCGUAGAGAUGAUGAAAAUCAAUGAGAUAAAAAGAGCAAAAGCUCAUUUUAUCUCUCAUUAUCCUUCAUUGGUUGGAUUUUAUGGUGGCAGUUUAGUAUCGUAUUCAUCUAGAAGAUUCGAACGAAAAAAUAAAGAGGUGAAAAGCCUCAUUUUGCAUUCAAGAAACUUCAAAGAU